UCCACAAAUCCCUGUCCUUGCCGCCGCCGCUCGCCCCCGUCUCCCGGAUUUCGCCGCCGCCGCCGCUCGCCGCCGCUCGCCGCCCACGCUUCCUACCCGCCGACGAGAUGACGAAGCGUACCAAGAAAGCUGGAAUUGUCGGCAAAUAUGGUACACGUUAUGGUGCCAGUCUGCGUAAGCAGAUCAAGAAGAUGGAGGUGUCUCAGCACUCAAAGUACUUCUGUGAGUUCUGUGGGAAGUUUGCUGUGAAGAGGAAAGCAGUUGGAAUUUGGGGAUGCAAGGACUGUGGGAAGGUGAAGGCUGGCGGUGCUUACACCAUGAACACUGCCAGCGCGGUCACUGUCAGGAGCACUAUCCGUCGCUUGAGGGAACAGACUGAAGCAUAAGUUGUUACUAGUGUUUUGUCCUAGUGAAUCAUCUGGGAUUUUGCAGUUUAGACGAUACUUUGGAUUCAGUUCCGUUGCCUGUUUAGUCAAGGAUAUCUUUGUACUUGGUGCCAUGGAUGUUCUGUUAUGUUAUUCUUCCACCCUUUUGUUGCCUGA
Molecule: messenger RNA, 542 nt
Organism: Hordeum vulgare subsp. vulgare (domesticated barley)
Lineage: Eukaryota; Viridiplantae; Streptophyta; Magnoliopsida; Poales; Poaceae
Product: 60S ribosomal protein L37a-1
Exons: 5
Coding region: 108-386 (92 amino acids)
Biological process (GO): translation
Cellular component (GO): ribosome
Molecular function (GO): structural constituent of ribosome
Source: RefSeq, a predicted model, not a curated record